This is a messenger RNA of Peromyscus eremicus (cactus mouse), 1657 nucleotides long. It is a transcript of the gene Stap1, whose product is annotated as signal transducing adaptor family member 1. Gene Ontology annotation, biological process: cell surface receptor protein tyrosine kinase signaling pathway; positive regulation of B cell receptor signaling pathway. NCBI's taxonomy places the organism in Eukaryota, Metazoa, Chordata, Mammalia, Rodentia, Cricetidae. The transcript has 9 exons. The record is from RefSeq and is a predicted model, not a curated record. Gene Ontology annotation, molecular function: protein kinase binding; signaling adaptor activity. The coding region runs from base 156 to 1049 and encodes 297 amino acids.
GUGUGUGUGUGUGUCCUGUUGGUGGAAGGGUUGGUGGUUAAAAGCAAGUUGGGACUUCCUCUUUGAACAGUUGCCUUUCCUCUCACAAAACGGAGAUUUCAUUUUGUCUGAGGCUGGAUAGAAUUGAAAGCGAACCAAACACCAAAGCCACGGGCAUGAUGGCUAAGAAGCCCCCAAAACCAGCGCCCCGCAGGAUCUUCCAGGAGAGGUUAAAGAUCACUGCUCUACCCCUGUACUUUGAAGGGUUUUUAUUAGUCAAACGGUCUGAUUACCAGGAGUACAAACACUAUUGGACAGAGUUGAGAGGAACCACACUCUUCUUUUAUACCGACAAAAAAAGUACAAUAUAUGUUGGCAAGUUAGACAUAAUAGACCUUGUAUGCCUUACUGACCAAAAUUCACCUGAAAAGAGUUGUGCAAAAUUCACUCUUGUUUUGCCUAAAGAGGAAGUGCAACUGAAGACAGAAAACACAGAAAGUGGGGAAGAAUGGAGGGGCUUCAUUCUUACAGUAACAGAGUUGUCGGUUCCUCAACACGUGUCGCUUCUACCUGGGCAAGUGAUUAGACUACACGAAGUCUUAGAGAGAGAGAAGAAAAGAAGGCUUGAGACAGAACAGCUGCCAAUUAUACCUGCAGAGAAAGAGAAGGAGUCAGUACAAGACGAUGUGGAUGCACCGAACCCUAUGCCAGCAUGUUUUUAUGCAGUUUCCCGGAAAGAAGCAACUGAGAUGCUGGAGAAGAAUCCUUCUUUGGGAAAUAUGAUCCUGAGACCUGGCAGUGACAGUAAAAACUUCUCCAUCACUAUCCGGCAGGAGAUAGAAAUGCCAAGAAUCAAGCACUACAAAGUGAUGAGCACUGGAAAAAACUACACCAUCGAACUGGAAAAGCCCGUAACACUGCCAAACCUUUUCAGCGUCAUUGAUUAUUUUGUGAAGGAGACUCGAGGGAAUUUGAGACCAUUUAUAUAUUCAACUGAUGACAAUCUUGGUCAAGAGCCCAACAUAGAAGAAAGAAGUGAGAAGCUUAAGAAAAAUCCACACAAGGCAUGAAAUAAUGUGGAAACUGCCUCCUUGAUAUUUAUUGUUUUCAAAAGGAAGAUUUUUCCCUUCUAAAGACCAUUAUCUCUAUUUCCUUGACCCUAGUCACUUGUUUGGGCACAAGAAUAAAACAAUGUACCAUAUAAUUUCAUUGUUUGAUCAGUAGGAGACCAAUUUACUGGUUACCACCAGCUGUCUGUAGAGUAACUUGAUUCAUGCAUUUCUCUAUAUUAAGUGGAAAAAAAUUUGUUUUCUAAAGCCAGGUUUUUGCUCCUCCUUGGCUUCAAUGAAAUACAUUUCACAUAUACAAUUUGCAUUGCAGAUUAUCUAGUUCCCCUAAAUCCUACUUAUUUUCUAAACCUUAACUAGGUUUUUGGUAAAAUCUGAUUGGACCAGUUAAUCAAAUGUAAGUUAUUUAAUUGAUCUAGUUGGCGGUCACAGACAUGAAAUGAGCUAGGAAAUGCCCAUCUGGUAGAAAUACCCUAUGGUCGCAUAUUAUGUUCAUGGAAUUAAUGCAACUCAUUUUUAUGUUCUUCCUUGCCGAUAUCUUUCUACUAGUUCAAAGCACACCCAUAGCUCAUUACAGGAUGACAAAAUAAACACCACUGUUGCAAAUUUAA